GCCCCCUCAAAAACCACCUCUGCCACUGAAGAGUUUUAAUGUAUUGGGUUUUUAGGAAACAGAAUGAAUACAACUCAGUGGUUUCGUUCAGUCUAUGAGUAUAGAACUCUGCCUGCUAUUUACACCUCUGUGUUCAUCAUUGGUCUUGGAGCUAAUGUAUGGGGACUAAAGUCUGUGCUUCAGAAAUGGAAAAUUCUUGGACACAUUAAUGUGUUUCUUCUGAACCUUGGAAUUGCCAAUUUUUUGUUCCUGCCAACACUCCCAUUUUUGUCAGCGUACUACUUUAUGAAGAGUAAAUGGAUAUUUGGAAAUGCCUUCUGCAAGAUCACAAGAUUCUGCUUCAACUUGAAUUUAUACGGCAGCAUUGGAUUCCUCACCUGUAUAAGUGUGUACAGGUACCUGGCUAUUGUCCAUCCAAUGAAAGUGAUGGGAAGAAUAACUGUGACUCACUCUGUGGCUAUCUCAGUCAUGGUUUGGCUGUUGGUGAGUGUUCAAAGUUUUCCAGAUAUGUUCUUCCCCAAAAACGAACCAAAUAGAACUGAAAAAUGCUACCAUACCACCUCUAAAGAGUAUGUGGAGGAUUACCUGAAAUACAGUGUGGGCUGGACAUUCACUGGGUUUGUUAUCCCACUCCUUAUCUUACUUGGCUGCUAUGGACAUGUGACUCUUGUUCUCUGCCGCAUUAAUACCAUUGAUAAGGUGGUGAAACAAAGAAGCUUAAAGUUGAUGUUCAUUUUGAUUUUGCUCUUCUCGGUCUGUUACAUCCCCUAUCAUAUUUUUAAGAACCUCAGCCUUUAUUCAAGAGUACUUUAUUCAACCAACAAGAAGUAUCCAUCAUGGGAUAAGACAGUCUUCUGUGCUCAUCAGAUCAGUCGUGGUCUUGUGUGUCUGAAUAGUGUUUUGAACCCCCUGGUUUACCUCCAUGUCAUGGAUAUUCCUGCUCAAAUCAGACAGAUGCUUCAGCAUUUUCGUCAGAUCUUUGUGUCAGAGUUCAGCAGUGUACCAGUGGCACAAAAUGCAGAUGUUUAACAGGAGUUUAACACGAAUGAUUCACAUGAGUUUGUUUAUUAUACUGUGCUUCAUCCAGUUAAUUAUUGUUCUCUUUUCCUGCAACAACAGUUUGGGCACAAGUUACUAUAUAAAUAUAUAUAAAUACUUUUAUCUCUUUUUGUUCUGUUGUCUUGUAUAUUGUGAAUAACUGAAAGCCAGUGGAACACAUUUUCUCUUUUGGUUUAAAACACAUUGUCUUUAUUUUGUAUGCAUGAUUGUAAUUGCUCUGAAUAAGCCUCACUCAUUUUGACGGAGUCAGUAUCAACAACCAGUUGCUAAUGAUAUUAUUUUUCUAAAGUAAAUGUAAUUUAGUCUUUGAAAUUUGUAUUAUUUAAACACCUUACACUGAGAACUUUUACUUUAAGAAUAGAUCAGGAGAGAACACUGGCAUACUACUAAAAUUGGUUUCAUAUUUACUGUAUUUUUAAUUGCUGAUCACAGGCCGCUUCUGUGCUUUUAUCAAAUGUUUUUUAUAGCUGUUGCUGAGUGCGUGCGGUACAAGCCACAGAAAAGCAGCAGUCAUUGCACAACUGUGACACUGACACCUUCAAAAACUGACUGCAUUGUACAUUACAUUGUUUUUCAUUCUUUAAACACUGCAUUCUUUUCAUUAUGUGUUGGAAUUAGUGGUCACAUAUCUGUGUUUAGAACAUGUUAAACAUGUUCAAAAUAAAUGGAUAAUUUAGAUAAACCUGCACUUGUUAUGCCCUGUUGUGUUGGAGUAAUGAAAUGAUUGUUACUGUCAGGGUGGGGGAACGUAAUGCUCUGCGGGGUUUCUGUCCGUUUGAUUUUAACACUUCAAAGCAAGCGUGGCAUCAUGAAAAUUUUAAUCCCUUUCUUUACAUUUACAUUUGUGUGAUUAGUAAUCCUCCUCACAAUGCUUGCUGUCAUUACAGAUGAUGUAGCGACUGCUGAUAUAGAUACAUUUAUUGUACUUUUGUGGGUGUUUGGGUGUGACAAACCCACAGACCAAUAGUUAGUUCCACUUGUAAUAAUAAUGCACAGCACAGUUUUAAGAAGAACUCUAACAGGCAGUUUUGCUUAAUCCCUAAUUACUAGUUUGGUUAACCAUGAACAUGGUACUCUAUUGCAUAUUUGCUCUGGCAAGACAUAAAAAAAAGUGUUGAAAAGCAUGAAAGUGUUUGAACUUUUGAAAUUACAACCCAGAAAGGUAUAGAAGAGCGAUGUUUCCAUCAAAUAACGGGCUCUUUUAACUUCCCCAUUUCUUACUUUUAUCAGCUAAGCAUGCAGGCUUUAACACUUUAAAAAGGGAAAUUGCUUCAUUGCUGCCUGCAGCAUGAAAACAUGCAGAGCUUUCUGCUUGUUUGUGUGCAGCAACAAAUGGCCUUGAUCAAGGCCACAAGCCAAAACGCGUUGGUUACUUAAUAAAGUUGUUCCCUGUUACUUUAGGUGUGGCUGGAGUCUUCACAUCAUCAGAUUGUUUGUGUGCAGCACAUGAAAAAAUGGCAACAUGUAUGCACUGCAAA
Molecule: messenger RNA, 2537 nt
Organism: Haplochromis burtoni (Burton's mouthbrooder)
Lineage: Eukaryota; Metazoa; Chordata; Actinopteri; Cichliformes; Cichlidae
Product: P2Y purinoceptor 1
Exons: 1
Coding region: 64-1029 (321 amino acids)
Biological process (GO): G protein-coupled receptor signaling pathway
Cellular component (GO): membrane
Molecular function (GO): neuropeptide receptor activity
Source: RefSeq, a predicted model, not a curated record